AUGGCCUACAUAAUCUCAGAGGCUCAGGCAGGGUUUAUUCCAGGAAGGAAGAUAGCAGACAACAUCAUUCUAGCACAUGCACUUAUCAAAUCUUAUGGUAGGAAGCAUAUCUCCCUCAAAUGUAUGAUAAAGAUAGAUCUACAAAAAGCUUAUGACUCAUUGGAGUGGAUCUACCUAGAGCAAGUUAUGGAAGGACUGAGGUUCCCAGGGAAGUUCAUCAAAUGGGUAAUGAACUGUAUCAAAACAGUUAAUUACUCUAUUCUACUAAUGGAGAAUCAGUUGCACCAUUCAAUGCAGCCAAAGGCUUGA
Messenger RNA from Nicotiana attenuata, 309 nucleotides. RefSeq lists its product as uncharacterized. The coding region runs from base 1 to 309 and encodes 102 amino acids. NCBI's taxonomy places the organism in Eukaryota, Viridiplantae, Streptophyta, Magnoliopsida, Solanales, Solanaceae. The record is from RefSeq and is a predicted model, not a curated record. The transcript has a single exon.